AUGUUUUGUCUUGGUUCAGACGAAGAAGGCUGUCCAUGUGUCAAGCUUCAAGAAGUUGACUUUAUUCCUGCACUGUACAGAAUUAUUGAUGAAAUUUUAGUAAAUGCUGUGGAUAAUCAUCACAGAAAAGGAACCCAUACAAACGAGUUACGAGUAACAGUCGAUGAAAAUUCAAAUUGGAUCGAAGUUUACAAUAAUGGAAAAUCAAUACCGAUCACUAUACAUCCAACCGAGAAAAUUUAUGUUCCAGAGUUAGUUUUUGGCUAUUUACUCACUGGCUCGAAUUUUGACGAUAAUGAAGUUAAAUUCACAGGAGGAAGAAAUGGAUAUGGAGCAAAAUUAGCAAAUAUAUUUAGUACUGAUUUUAUAGUUGAAAUCAGAGAUGCAAAAGGAAGCAUUUACAAACAACAUUGGUCAAAGAAUAUGAGUACAUGCUCUACUCCUGAAAUUACGAAAGGCCAAGCGGGUAGCAAGACAGAGCCAUAUAUCAAAGUCAGAUUUCAUCCUGACUUUUCUAAAUUCUCCAGUCAAGGAUUUAAGUAUGAAAGCGGAUUUAUUGACUUGAUUAAGAGAAGAAUAUUUGACUUAUCUGCUUGUAAUCCAAAGUUGCAAGUAUAUCUUAAUGACUCAAAAAUAGAAGUAGGCAGUUUCAAAGAAUAUGUAAAACUUUUCUAUUCUGCUAAUAAGACUGUUGAGCAUCCAGAAAAGUUGUUCGUGCACAAACAUAUUGCUGAUGGGUGGGAAAUUGCAGUAGGAGCAGCUAUGGGAGACGAAUUUUCUCAAUUCAGCUUUGUAAAUAGCAUUUCUACUACACAAGGAGGUAGUCACGUCAACUAUGUCCUGUUUCAGCUUUCUUCCAAAAUUUCGGAAUACAUUUCAAAGACCUACAGCGAUUUACAAUUAACCAUUCCACCUGCCAUGGUUAAGAAUCACCUCACUCUCUUUGUAAAUUGCUUAAUCGAAAACCCAACAUUUGACAGUCAGACGAAAGAGACACUCACCACCAAGUCUGUUUCAUUCAGCCAGAAAAUUAAUAUUUCAAAUGAUUUUAUAGCCCAAAUUGCAUCUCACACACCAAUCAUAGAAAAUAUUAUUUCGUUCGCUCAAUACAAACAAUCAGCAAGAGCCAAGAAACCAAGAAAAAGAGAAUCCAAAUUAGCAAUUCCAAAGCUGGAUGAUGCCAACCUUGCUGGAACUGAUCGAUCACUCGAAUGUGUACUCAUAUUAACAGAAGGUGAUUCAGCCAAAGCACUUGCAAUAUCAGGUCUGUCAGUGGUUGAAAGAGACAGGUAUGGUGUCUUCCCUCUAAGAGGAAAAGUGUUAAACGUGAGAGAAGCCUCAAUGGAUCAAAUCAAAGAAAAUCAAGAAGUACAACACUUGAAGAAAAUUUUAGGAUUAGAUGAUGUGUUAAAAACGGAUAGUUUCGAAGAUGUCAAGAAAAAGUUACGUUAUGGUAAAAUUAUGCUAAUGUGUGACCAAGACCAUGAUGGCUCACACAUCAAAGGUCUUUUGAUCAAUAUGAUUCAUUACUUUUAUCCUCAAUUAUUGAAGAAUAAUUUCAUCGAUCAAUUUAUUACUCCCAUAGUGAAAGUUUCCAAAGGCGCUGAAACAAAAUCUUUCUUCUCUUUGCCAGAAUUUGAAAAUUGGAAGAAUUCUCUUUCCGAGAAUGAGAGAGAAAAAUGGAAUCAAAAGUACUACAAAGGAUUGGGUACUAAUACCUCCAAAGAGGCAAAAGAAUACUUUUCAAAUCUGAAAAAACAUAUCAUUGAAAUGAAAUAUGAUGAAAAAACAGAGGAAAAUAUUGAAAAAGCAUUUUCAAAGGAACUUACCAAUGUUAGAAAAUUAUGGCUUGCCCAUUUUAAAGAAGGAACCUAUUUGGACACUUCCAAGGGCACUGUGACACUGAGCGAUUUCAUUGACAAGGAACUCAUUCUAUUUUCCAAUCAGAAUAAUAUCAGAUCAAUUCCAUCACUUGUCGAUGGCCUCAAACCGAGUCAACGAAAGAUUUUGUUUUGUUGUCUAAAAAGAGAUCUAAAGAAUGAAAUUAAGGUUGCACAGUUGGCUGGCUACGUAAGCGAACACAGCGCCUAUCAUCAUGGAGAGCAAGCUUUGUAUAAUACUAUUACAGGUAUGGCUCAAGACUUUGUUGGAUCUAAUAAUAUUCCUCUCUUGUAUCCGAGUGGUCAAUUUGGUACAAGACUUCAAGGAGGUGACGAUGCUGCAAGUGCCCGAUAUAUUUUCACCAGACUAAAUAAGUUGACUCGAAUGAUUUUUAUGAAAGAAGAUGAUCCAAUCCUUGAUUACAACGAAGAAGACAAUAUGAUCAUUGAACCUAAAUUUUAUGUUCCAAUCAUUCCAAUGUUACUUGUGAAUGGCGCUGAAGGAAUGGGUACUGGUUGGUCGACAUCAAUUCCAACAUUUAAUCCACUUGAUCUCAUUGAUGCUUUGAACAUUCUAUUGGAUUCACCAAAUGUAGAGAAUGCUAAAAUUCCUUCUCUCAAAAUGUGGGCUCGAGGUUUCAAAGGAGUAAUUGAACAAAAUGGAAAUGAUAAAUUUACAGUGAAAGGGAUCUAUUCAGUGAAACAGAAAGGCGAUGUAAUUGAAAUGGAUAUCUCUGAGUUACCUAUUGGAGAGUGGACAGAACAUUUUAAAACCCAUUUAUUGACUCUUGCAUCCAAGGACGUUGUCAAACCAAAAUUCUCUGAGAGAAACACGGAAAGCACUGUUGGUUUUACUCUCACAAUCAAUUCCUCAGAAAUUACUCCAUCAUUGUUGAAGAAGUUGAAAUUAGAAAAGUCAUUUGCAAUGACCAAUAUGACCGUUUUUUCUGCAAAUCAGGAAAUUGUUCAAUAUUCAAAUGUUGAAGAAAUCAUUAAGCAAUUCUAUAAGGUCAGAGUUGAAUAUUACGAAAAAAGAAAAGUACACCAAAUUACCCAUCUCGAAAAACAAUGUAGAAUUCUCACAAAUAAGGUUAAAUUCUUGGAUUAUAUUACUUCAGGAGAUUCCAACAUGAAACAGUUUAUGAAAACCAAACGAGAAGAUAUUCCAUCAUUCCUUAAAACAGUUGUUGGCAUUGAUAUUAAUCAAGGUGAAAGUAUUUCAUACCUUACCGAUAUGAGUUUAUUAAGUUUGACCACAGAAAAUAAGGAAAAAUUGGUCAAGCAAUUAGAAAUAGUUAAAUCUGAUUUGAAUAGUAUCAAAGCGGAUACUGCAAAACAAAUGUGGAAACGUGAUUUGAAAAAACUGAAGGAGGAGCUUAUUUCGUUAAAACAACAAUGGGUCGUGUAA
Messenger RNA from Naegleria fowleri, 3288 nucleotides. RefSeq lists its product as uncharacterized. Gene Ontology annotation, cellular component: nucleus. Gene Ontology annotation, molecular function: DNA binding; ATP binding; DNA topoisomerase type II (double strand cut, ATP-hydrolyzing) activity. Bases 1 to 3288 code for a protein of 1095 amino acids. Lineage: Eukaryota; Heterolobosea; Eutetramitea; Acrasida; Naegleriidae. The transcript has a single exon. The record is from RefSeq and is a predicted model, not a curated record. Gene Ontology annotation, biological process: DNA topological change; resolution of meiotic recombination intermediates; sister chromatid segregation.